Aspergillus nomiae NRRL 13137 is the source of this 2721-nucleotide messenger RNA. Its product is annotated as Leucine Rich Repeat domain protein. The transcript is spliced from 2 exons. The record is from RefSeq and is a predicted model, not a curated record. The coding region runs from base 1 to 2721 and encodes 906 amino acids. Lineage: Eukaryota; Fungi; Ascomycota; Eurotiomycetes; Eurotiales; Aspergillaceae.
AUGGAUCUUGUGCCCCCAUCUUACCAGUCCGCAACCACCAGGGAUGCGUGGUCUUUUAUUGCUACAUAUAUCCCAUCUAGCGACCUAUGCGCAGCUACAUUAGUAUGUCGGAAAUGGCAUGCACUUUUUAUGCCGUUCUUGUGGGGUGAUCCUGCAUCUCACUUUGGGACUGACAAUGAUGCCGUUUAUGUCGCCUUGACAAGGUUUAGGAGAACCCUGGUGUAUGCCAGGUUGGAGGUGCGGAUGCUAACACAUACGCUUCAUCUGCCUCCUGCUCUUUCAGAAAUCUACGGAGGUCCGCGACCGGAAUGGCUGAGGGAGAUUCUCGAGUAUUUACCAUGCCUUCAGUCUCUGAUUGUCUCUAAAUUGCCGUUCUUUGACCAUAAUUCCAUGGUAGCUUUAAGAAAUAAUACGAACCGCGAACAGGUCAACGAAGCAGUCCCUACAUAUAACGUUCGUCUGCUGUUGGCGGACCACGAACCUAAUACAACCUCUCAGGGGCUUGCAGAGGCACUAUUACGUUUUCAGGAACUUGUAUAUCUUGAUCUGUCUUAUACCACCCCAGCUCGAGAUUGUAGUGUUCUAUCUGCUUUAUCUCAGCUGGAGCAUCUCCAGGUCCUGAAACUACGGGGCAUUGGGUUAAGAGAUAGCGACGCAGAGUUCUUAGCUAAUGCUAUCGGUCUGAGAGUUCGCUACCUUGACUUGCGGGAUAACAGGCUAACUGAUAUGGCUGUCCGAUCUUUACUGCAAGCUUCUUUCCUAUCACCAGGCAAUCCUGCAGUCAGCCAUGGCCCAGAGGUGGGAACGACAGCACCAGGGCCUUUCGCUCCAGCAACAUCGCCACCGACCAAUUCGAAAUGGCUCAGUUGCCCUACGUUAGAUGAGCAGUUCAUGAAAGCAUUAACACAGCCCUUGACAGGCCGUUCGUGGGUGGAGAACGUACCACAUGCGGGCAUUACACAUCUAUAUAUCGCAGAUAACCGGAUUACAGUCGAGGGAGCCGCAAGCCUUAUAGCUUCAUACCGACUUCACGCUCUUGAUGUAGGAACAGUUGACACCGCCGAGUCAAUUCGGGACUCGCGUGUUAUAUCCUCAUAUCAAAAAGACCCCCGAAAGCUUCCUGGCGCCGAAAAAUUGAUACCAAUUCUGGGUUCUGCCGCGAAAGAGAAUCUAACGUACCUACGUGCUCACCAUGCAGUGUGCACCGCUGAUGCCCCUUGGAAAGACCCUGUGUCAUCGAAUGGAUUUGUAGCAGAACUUCCAGCUGAAAGUGAAGAUCAAACCCCGGAGCUAGACGCCGCAAAUAUGAUCCACGAGCUCCCCGCAGAGGAGGCUCCUGUUUUUGAGCUUGCGGGGUCACCAGUUCCAGAGGCGUGGAGAACAGAGUUUCAACGUGGACAUGGUACGCAAGCGCCUAUUUGUGAAAAUGAGCCAUUGCCCCUACGAAGAAGAGGUUCUGUUUUUGCCCCCGAGGUGGUUGAAACACCAUAUACCAGGACAGACGGUGAUGCUACAUCUAUUACCAUUAGUCCGCUCCAUCCAGCCCAGGCUCAAGAAGGCUUAAUCCCGACCAAGUCGGAGUUCGGCGAGAAUACAGAAACGCCUGGUACAAUCCCAAGAUGUGCAUCCCCCGGAGUGAUGGACGAUCCCAAAACCCAGAAAAUCCAAGAACUCAUUUCAAAAAGACCGAGGAAUUCCGUCCUACCUCGCAAAGAUUACAAGGAGAACAGCUUUCCGUAUCUGCAUCCUUCUUUUGUUCCCCAUCUUGAGACAUUGGUCUUGACUGAUGUUCCAUCCCAUGUUCCCGCAAAUUCCCCCAUCCUGAGGUCUCUAAUCCGCUUCAUAACAGCCUGCUCACAUGAGGCGUUGCUGGCAACGCUCCAAGCAGGGUCAGACUAUUCGCUUCCUCCUGGUCGAGCUCGAGCCAAAGCUGAACAAGAACGAUCUCGGUCACUGUUUGCGCUGCGGCGCUUGGUACUUGAAGUAACCCCUGUUGAGAGAACAACAGUCAAAUUAACUGCAUGGAAAUCAACGAGCUACCAACAAGGGGCUUCAAAAUCAAGCACUGGGGAUCGAGAUCUGGAGAAACUGUGGUCAGCAGCAGCGGACGACUUCAGUUUCUUCGGUGAGGACGAAUGCGGGGUCCCAAACCAUGAUCCAGGGAGGUACUUCCCAAUGGCUGCUCUCAAUGAGAAAGUCACUUUGAUCCCAGAAGAUGAUGAUUCUGGAAACUCAGGGCAUCCAACGCCGGUUGCUUCUGCGCAGAAAUUACACCGUCCGGAUUUUCCCUCGUCUUAUGGCAGCCGUUCUCGUCCCUCUUCCAUCGACUCUGGGCCAGCGCGGAAUAACGGCCGCGUGGUUUCACCUCAAGCUGAUGCUCCGGAGGUUGACCUCAUCGCAGAAUUGGCCGCUUUCAGGCGUUCAAAGAAAGCUGAAUAUGAGAAUCUGUUGCGCAGGGACCGAAAAAGAAGGAGUACGAUAGGCACAACGUCUUCGCUCCUAUCUCCGUCGGGGUCGUUAUCAUCAUUCGGGCCAUUGUCGCCUUCUCCAAGCCUGUCCACUCUGGCAACAGCCUCGGCUCCUCAAUUGGCCAUGUCGCAUUAUGUGGAAGGAUAUUGGAAAGGCGAAGUGAAAAUUGUCCGAAACCCCGCACCCAAAGGGCGGAGUGGAGUGGUUGAUAUGUAUGGAAAUUACUUUGAAAAAGGGUACCUAUAUCCUUAA